This is a messenger RNA of Cyphellophora europaea CBS 101466, 1506 nucleotides long. RefSeq lists its product as uncharacterized. Lineage: Eukaryota; Fungi; Ascomycota; Eurotiomycetes; Chaetothyriales; Cyphellophoraceae. Gene Ontology annotation, molecular function: carbohydrate:proton symporter activity. The record is from RefSeq and is a predicted model, not a curated record. The coding region runs from base 1 to 1506 and encodes 501 amino acids. Gene Ontology annotation, cellular component: membrane. Gene Ontology annotation, biological process: carbohydrate transport; transmembrane transport. The transcript is spliced from 2 exons.
AUGCUACCGGCGGAAAGUAACAGUCUUCUAGUCAUCCUGAUCUUCGUCAAUAUAGCCAACGGAUUUGAUGGCUCGAUGAUGAAUUCGCUGCAGAGCCUUGAUCUGUGGCAAGACUACUUCAAUUACCCAACGAAAUCCACCCUGGGACUGUUUGGUGCAGCAAUGAGUCUUGGCUCUAUCAUUGGAUUCCCGGUUGUCCCAUACAUCUGCGACCAUCUCGGUCGAAGAUGGGCCGUCAUCAUUGGUUCCUUGAUCCUCAUUCUGGGUACGGGCCUGCAGGCUGGAGCCGCCAACUUUGCGAUGUUCUUCGGCGGACGGAUAGUUCUGGGCAUCGGCAUGGUCCUAGCCACGAGCGGAGGUCCACUACUUUGCGCCGAGAUUGCUCACCCGCAGGAUCGCGCAAUCCUUACAACCUUCAUGGGUUGUUCUUACUCGGUGGGAUCGUUCCUCGCUUCCUGGAUCACCCUCGGUACCUUGGAAAUUCCUAACAACUGGGCCUGGCGUACACCUUCCCUUCUGCAAUGCUGGGCCAGUAUCGUGGUCCUCAGCGUGAUCUAUUGGAUCCCGGAGUCUCCACGUUUCCACAUGAACAAGGACAACUACGACGCUGCACUCAAGACACUGGCCUACUACCAUGGCGAGGGCGAUGAGAACGACCCAUUCGUUCAGCUUGAGUUCACUGAGAUCAAGACUGCUUUCCUCCUAGACAAAGAGUAUAAGACCAACUCCCGAUGGGCGGACUUUGUCAAGACCAAGGGAAAUCGUCAUCGCAUCAGCUUGGUCAUCGCUAUUGCGAUCUUCGGACAAUGGUCUGGCAACGGUAUCCUCGCAUACUAUCUUAAACUUGUGCUUGAACAGAUUGGCAUCACUUCACCAAACCAGCAGCUCGGCAUCAAUGGAGGGUCCAAGACUAUGUCGCUCCUGGUCAACUUGGGUGUGGCGUUCUUCAUCGACCGCUUCGGAAGACGGCCUAUUCUGUUUUACUCGACAGUGGGCAUGACACUCUUUUUCACCCUGCUAACAAUCGUCACCGCACGUUACAACAUUCUCCCGGAGGAGAACAGGCCCGCAUCUAUGGGACGAGCGGUCGUCGCUAUCAUUUAUUUAUACAAUUUCUGCUACAACCUCAAGACCGGUCUCCCUUUGACCUACACCACUGAGAUCAUGCCCUACGGUCUUCGAGCCAAGGCAGCCGUGAUCGGCGGUCUCUGCACCAUGAUUGCCGUCUUCUUCAACCAAUACAUCAAUCCCAUCGCCAUGGACGCCAUUGCUUGGAGAUACUACAUUUGCUACUGCUGCUUCCUCGGCUUCGAGCUGUGGUUCAUCUAUUUCUUUGUCGUCGAGACUCGUUAUGUGCCUAUGGAAGAAAUCGCUCGGUACUUCGACGGCGACAAGGCCGACGUUGUGGGCAUCACACAGGCUGAGACGAAGGGCGUCCUGGCCGAGGAAGGCACGGCCCAAGAAGUUGAGAACAAGUCUGCAAGUGCUGAAAUCAAGAGGCUGUGA